ACAUCUGCCUGAAAACUACAGAACCAAGAAGUUCCAGAUCCAAGGUCGCGUCCGCGACUGCUCGUUCUACCAUACGAUACUCGAGUAUCUCGGUGAUUGACUUGUUUCGGGUCCUCGGUAAACGAUUAGGAACUAGCCUUCACAAGCGGCAAUUAGGCUACACUUUCCGCUUCAGUCACCCUAGCGAGAUCUUUUCCCUUGCGUACCCACUCCUCAAAAGCAGCCCGAGGGUGAGCCGAAAAUACGAUGGAUGAGUAGGUUCACCCCCCUUUAGUGUUUGCGUAGUUAAAAAAAAGAAAUUGCCCAUCUAAGGAUAUUCACAGUAGAAUCCGAGCCGAUAUCAGCGGGGAAUUCAGCGGAAACUCAGGGGAUUAUAACGUCGCUGGUACUGGGAACAAUAACAACAACAACCUAAAUCUCGGUUACCUGAACAGUGCCACCAAUCUCGGAACAAUAUAUCAAGGAUGUAUGUUUAGAUAUGGGGACCGAGGUACUGUCAGAAUUAUCGAGAGCUUUCCGGCAGAGAGCUAACGUGCUACUAUGACCACAAGAAGCAUCUAGGCCUUAUCGGAUAAUUCCCUACAGUAGGAAUAGCAGAUUCACCGGCCGUGAAUCUCUCAUUGACUCACUGAAGAGGCUUUGCAAGCCUGAUGGCCACAACCGGAUUGCUCUUCAUGGAUUAGGCGGUUCUGGGUAUGUCCUGAUUAAUUCGGUAUCCAAAGUGUUUGUUGGAUGUAUCUGAGUCUGAUACUGUGCGGCAUGCUUCAGCCAUGAAACAUUAGUGCAGGCACUAAGGUUAUCAUGGUGUCUCAUGGGAGUAUGGCAGAAAGUCCUGAAACGGAGGAGGAUUCAUCUGUUCGGUAUUGUUAGCGAGGUGAAGAGUUUUCCUUGCUAGUCUGUUUGGUGAAGAGUUUUCCCUGCUAGUUUGUUUGGAAGGAUGAAGCACGUAUUCAUCAUGAAGGAUCUAGAACUUAUGGUAUUGUCUUUAUAAGUUCUCUUUUGUUCGCUAUUAUUUCCUCAUGAUUAACCACUCUCCUUUUAUCUUCUUCUCGUUAUCUAUACUACUCUCUUUACGAUAUUAUCAAAUAUAAAUCCUCACGCUCUUUAAAAUCCUCGCACCAUAUAUCAAAAGAGCCAUCCUCCAAGUGUUCUUCAAGUCCCAGAUUGCUUCCGUGUAAAAGUGUUUACUAACAUUGCUUAGGAAAACCCAGAUUGCCCUCGAAUACGUUUAUCAGCGCGCCAGCGAGAGCGAUUGUAAUAUCUUCUGGGUGCAAGGAAGUGGGGUAUUACGGUUCAGGGAGGGUUUUGGGGCUAUUGCGCAGCGCGUUCAAAUUCCUCUAGCGAGCGCCGAGACGGAAGAAGAGGGAUUCUUGUUAAGCAUAAAGAGGUGGUUUGAAGGUCCAGAAAGUGGUGAUUGGGUUCUAGUUAUCGACAACGCCGACAACGAGGAGGACUUUGCUGGUAACAACAGUCCUAUUGCUAAGCUCGUACCACAAGGACCCAGAGGCACUCUGAUAUUCACGACCAGAUCUCGCCAGGUUGCAUUUCGCCAGGAGUGUGAGAGGAUCGA
Molecule: messenger RNA, 1570 nt
Organism: Tuber aestivum (summer truffle)
Lineage: Eukaryota; Fungi; Ascomycota; Pezizomycetes; Pezizales; Tuberaceae
Source: the annotation of a GenBank genome assembly